Malurus melanocephalus (red-backed fairy wren) is the source of this 1558-nucleotide messenger RNA. It is a transcript of the gene GALNT18, whose product is annotated as polypeptide N-acetylgalactosaminyltransferase 18. NCBI's taxonomy places the organism in Eukaryota, Metazoa, Chordata, Aves, Passeriformes, Maluridae. The transcript is spliced from 10 exons. Gene Ontology annotation, cellular component: Golgi apparatus. The record is from RefSeq and is a predicted model, not a curated record. Bases 149 to 1441 code for a protein of 430 amino acids.
UUCUGAAACACUGCAGGGCUCAAAGCCAGGCCUGCGCCCCGCCGGGUGCAGGAACCUCACGUUUCCUGAGCGUCUUCCCGAGGUGAGCAUCGUGUUCAUCUUYGUGAACGAGGCGCUCUCGGUGCUGCUGCGCUCCAUCCGCUCGGCCAUGGAGCGCACUCCCGCUCACCUCCUCAAGGAGAUCAUCCUGGUUGAUGACAACAGUAACAACGAGGAGCUGAAGGAGAAGCUGCAGCAGUAUGUUGAYGAGGUGAAUGCCCACAAGGCUGGGUUCAUCAAGGUGGUGAGGCACAGCAAGCAGGAGGGGCUGAUCCGCUCUCGGGUCAGCGGCUGGAGAGCGGCCACCGCGCCCGUCGUCGCCCUCUUCGAUGCCCACGUGGAAUUCAACGUGGGAUGGGCUGAACCAGUGCUCACCAGGAUAAAAGAAAACAGAAAAAGAGUAAUUUCUCCGUCAUUUGAUAACAUUAAGUAUGACAAUUUUGAAAUAGAGGAGUACCCCCUCUCAGCCCAGGGGUUUGACUGGGAGCUGUGGUGCCGGUAUCUGAACCCUCCCAAGUCCUGGUGGAAGCUGGAGAACACMACUGCUCCAAUAAGAAGCCCUGCACUGAUUGGAUGCUUCAUAGUGGAUCGAGAAUACUUCCAAGAGAUUGGAUUACUGGAUGAAGGCAUGGAAAUAUAUGGAGGAGAGAACGUGGAGCUCGGAAUCAGGGUGUGGCAGUGUGGAGGAAGCGUUGAGGUGCUGCCUUGCUCCAGGAUUGCCCAUAUCGAGAGAGCGCACAAGCCGUACACGGAGGAUCUGACGGCGCACGUGCGGAGGAACGCCCUGCGGGUGGCCGAGGUCUGGAUGGACGAGUUCAAGAGCCACGUCUAYAUGGCCUGGAACAUACCCCAGGAGGACUCUGGAAUUGAUAUUGGUGAUAUUUCAGAGAGGAAGGCCUUAAGGAAAAAGCUCCAGUGCAAGACAUUUAGGUGGUAUCUCGUCAGUGUGUAUCCAGAAAUGAGAAUGUAUUCGGAUACUGUCGCCUACGGGGUGCUGCAGAAUUCCCUGAAAAGCGAUUUGUGCCUUGAUCAAGGGCCAGACACAGAGAACAUCCCAAUCAUGUACAUCUGCCAUGGACUGACACCUCAGAAUGUUUAUUACACGAGCAGUCAGCAGCUCCACGUGGGUGUUCUGAGCCCCACUAUCGACGAUGAUGACAACAGAUGCCUGGUGGAUGUGAACAGCAGGCCCAGGCUCAUUGAAUGCAAUUAUGCCAAAGCCAAGAGAAUGAAGCUUUACUGGCAAUUUACUCAGGGAGGUCCUAUCCAGAACCGAAAAUCCAAGCGCUGCCUGGAAUUGCAGGAAAACAAUGAAAACGAAUUUGGAUUUCAGCUGGUGCUACAGAGGUGCACUGGACAGCGCUGGUCCAUCACAAAUGUCCUGAGCAGCUUGUCAUCAUAGCAGACUCAAUUUUGUUCCCAUUUCUUCUGCUACUGUGUAGCAAGUCCUGCAUUGUUGCCUGCUGUACUGUAUUCGUCUCGCUCCCCAUCCCCCCAGUUCCUUCUCUCCUCUUUUUUG